CCGAGUACAUGCCUUCACAGAGGUUGGAACGUGCUGAAAGAUGGUGUCUCAAUUUUCAGCUCUUUCUGAAAACGUCUGGAACCACGCUCAUUAGUCCGACAGACGUUAAUAUUCUGAAAAAACAAGAUGUAGCAGCGCCGGCGAGUGAGGCGGAGCAGGCAUGGCUUGGUCGCCUCGAGCCGACAGAUAAGGAAAGACCGGCUGCGACAACAGGAGGAAGGCUUCUCAUCUCCGACCGGGUACUGUUUUGAAAGGGUUCCCGGGGUUUCCCGGCUCCUUAUUCCGCGACUCCGUGCGUCUUUUUGCCGCAGGGGCCGGGAACUGCUCCCUGAUGGCUGAGGUGAAGGUGAAAGUGCAGCCGCCCGACACGGAUCCGGUAGAAAUAGAAAACAGGAUUAUAGAAUUAUGUCACCAAUUCCCUCAUGGAAUCACAGACCAAGUAAUUCAGAAUGAAAUGCCUCAUAUAGAAGCCCAGCAACGGGCAAUGGCUAUUAAUAGACUCUUGUCCAUGGGUCAAUUGGAUCUCUUAAGGAGCAAUACGGGUCUUCUGUAUAGAAUUAAGGACUCGCAGAAUGCUGGUAAAAUGAAGGGAUCAGAUAACCAAGAAAAACUAGUAUAUCAAAUCAUAGAAGAUGCAGGAAAUAAAGGAAUAUGGAGCAGAGAUAUCCGAUACAAAAGUAACUUGCCACUAACAGAAAUCAACAAAAUUCUAAAAAAUUUGGAAAGUAAAAAGCUUAUCAAAGCUGUUAAGUCUGUGGCGGCCUCAAAAAAGAAGGUGUAUAUGCUCUAUAACCUGCAGCCAGACCGGUCUGUGACUGGUGGGGCUUGGUACAGUGACCAAGAUUUUGAAUCCGAAUUUGUAGAGGUGCUUAACCAACAGUGUUUUAAAUUCCUACAAACCAAGGCAGAAACAGCACGGGAGAGCAAACAGAAUCCGAUGAUACAAAGAAAUAGCUCAUUUGCUUCAUCACAUGAAGUGUGGAAAUAUAUCUGUGAAUUGGGGAUCAGUAAGGUAGAGUUGUCCAUGGAGGACAUCGAAACCAUCUUGAAUACACUCAUUUAUGAUGGGAAAGUGGAGAUGACUAUCAUCGCUGCCAAAGAAGGCACAGUUGGCAGUGUAGAUGGACACAUGAAACUGUACAGAGCAGUUAAUCCAAUCAUACUACCUACAGGCUUGGUCCGAGCCCCCUGUGGACUCUGCCCGGUUUUUGAUGACUGCCAUGAAGGGGGUGAGAUUUCACCAUCUAACUGUAUUUACAUGACGGAGUGGCUUGAAUUUUAGUAGAGAACUGUAGACUCUACUGACAUUUUGCCAACAAAGUUACUUUGGGAACAAAUGAUUUAAUUAAUGAUGGAACAUCAAUGUCCCUGGAAAGCAAACUUCAAAAUAAUGGAUACAGACUUGCUGCUAUGAAAAGAUGUUUUUAUUUAUGAAGACUAAAUUUAUAUUGGUAGAAUUACCAACAGAAUAUGAAACAGAUAAGGUUAAUAAUGGAAUCUCUUCAUUCUUCAAAAAAUAAAAUAUUUUGAAGCCAUGGAGAACUGCAUCUUUUGAAAUUUUCAAGACUUUGUGAGAUGGUUCAAGAAAAAAGAAGCCCAAAACCCGUAUUUACCAAGAAGUAUGAUAAUGGCUAGAAUUUAAAAAUGCCCAUUUUAAAGUUAUUUAUAAUGUCUUCAUUGGCUAUAUUUUACAUCUGGUCUGCUGCCAUCAUUUCUGCCAUCUGUUUAUACAGUGAUUACAUGGAGAAGAAAGUAAAAGUGGUGGAAGCAGGAAAUACAAGGGCAGUAUAGAAACUUAAUCAAUGAUUAAUUCCUUUUUAUGUCAAAAAUAUUCUUUCAGAGGAUUAUACCACCUGACUUCAAACACAAAUGAUGACUACUACCAAGGAUACAAUGCUUUCAGCAUAUAAAUAUUAUCAUUCUCAUUCUAAAGGGAUUACUUCCACUGUUCCAUCCUCUAUAAAAUGUCCUAAGUUUCACUCUGUGGUUCAGUUACAUUGCUUGCUGGAAUUUUCCCCCUAAAUUAUUUAAUAUUUAAUCAUUUAACUAAAAUUAAAACUAAAAGUAAUCUGUUACCCUUCACUCACACUCUGUUUUGGAGGAUACCAUUCUUUUCUUGUCAUGUGAAUUUUCAAUUAAUGUUUCCUUCCCUCAUUCUGUUCUAAAAACUUCAUUGUCUAAUAUGUUUAAGUUGAAUGUAAAUUUAGAAAGUCAUCAUAAUUGUCCUUAGUUGUAGUAGCACUUUCAAUUCCAGUCUUCAGCCAUAUAGAAAAUGCUAAAUUAUUUGAUGUUGCACAGAAAUUAGUUGUAAGGCUGUUUAUGAUUUCAGCUGUACUGUCAUUUGUAACUCCACUUAAAGGUUUCUGUGUCCAGGCCAAAAGCCUGGAACCAACAGAAAAGGAUUCAUUCUCAGCUACUAAGUCCUGGGUUCUAACACCAGUUUGGAGACACCCUUAGUGGACAACAUCAUAAAGGCUGUUUUGAGAUCAAUGGGAUCAGUUAAAACAAACUCAGCUCGGUAACCAAUUUUUAGGAACCAAAUGAAUUCUGUGACCAGCUCUUUAGAAUUAGUGUUUGAUGACACUAGCUCUUUGAAACAAAGAUCAUUUCAAGUGUCAGAUUUAUAUAAGAUACAGAAGAAUCUGGGAGCCUCAAACUAUAGAGAGAGGUUUCUCUUCCACCCCCCAUGGGAGAUGGAAUGGUAAGAACAAUGUCUGUCCUUCCUCUAUGUGACCUGGCCCAUCCUAGAGCCAUUAGUUUUAUUUAUUAAGAAAACUGGACUUGGAGGAGAGUUAGAAGUAGAGAGAAGGAACUAGUUUAUGUUUUAAAUAAAGACUUUGCAACAUGUCUUGAUAACCAGAGAUUCAUUUUUAAAGUUUACAAUCAAUGGCUAAAGCAUAAAAGUACUCCUUGCCUCACCAGAAUAGAGACCCUUCUAACUUUUUUCCCCAUAGCAUGUUUUUCAUCCUGAAUAUUAACUGAUGGGAAAAGAAACAGUAAUUUAAGAAUACAGAACCUCUGAUGAAUAGGUGUUUAUCCUACAGGAGCAAAGUGUGACCAAAAGAAAUUGGUCAAUUUAUUUAAACUAAAAAAUAAAGUUGAGUGAAAUCCUAA
This is a messenger RNA of Choloepus didactylus (southern two-toed sloth), 3114 nucleotides long. RefSeq names its product RNA polymerase III subunit F (gene POLR3F). Gene Ontology annotation, biological process: transcription by RNA polymerase III. NCBI's taxonomy places the organism in Eukaryota, Metazoa, Chordata, Mammalia, Pilosa, Megalonychidae. The transcript is spliced from 9 exons. The record is from RefSeq and is a predicted model, not a curated record. Bases 332 to 1282 code for a protein of 316 amino acids. Gene Ontology annotation, cellular component: RNA polymerase III complex.